CAUUUUCUAAAAAACCCAUCUUCUCAUUCUUCUUCUUCUGUUUUUUUUCAUCAUCACUAGAUCUCUUGAAUUUUAUUACACUUUUCUCUUCUCUCUCCUCUUAUAUUCCACCUUGGAAAUUUUCUGGAAUUUGAGAUAUAUUGUUUGAAUAGUUGUUUGCUUCAUGGAAGAGCCGAUUGUGUUGAACAAAGGUGAUGAGCCUCUGGAUUUGCCUCCAGGGUUCAGGUUCCACCCAACAGAUGAGGAGAUAAUAGUUUAUUAUCUGACUGAGAAGGUGAAGAAUAGUAGUUUCAGUGCAACUGCUAUUGGAGAAGCUGAUUUGAACAAGUGUGAGCCUUGGGAUUUACCAAAGAAAGCUAAGAUGGGGGAGAAAGAGUGGUACUUCUUCUGCCAGAAGGAUAGGAAGUACCCAACGGGGAUGAGGACGAACCGAGCAACUGAAUCCGGGUACUGGAAGGCAACCGGGAAAGAUAAGGAGAUUUUCAAAGGAAAAGGGAACCUUGUUGGGAUGAAGAAGACCCUCGUGUUCUAUAGAGGUAGAGCUCCGAAGGGAGAGAAGACCAAUUGGGUCAUGCAUGAAUUCAGAUUGGAAGGCAAAUUUGCAAGUUACAGCCUCCCUAAGAUAGCAAAGGAUGAAUGGGUUGUGAGCAGGGUUUUCCACAAGAGCACAGAUGUGAAAAAGUCCCCAAUCCCUGGCCUAUUGAGGAUGAACUCAAUUGGGGAUCAGCAUGAUCUUCUUGAUUAUUCUUCACUCCCACCUCUCAUGGAUCCUUCUUAUAACAAGCCUUCAAGCUUUAAUGAAGAUGACUUCAAAGGAACCAACCCAAUCUCAUCAUCAAGUACUAAAUCACCAUCGGACGGCUAUUAUCUCCCCAGCUUCUCCAUCAACAAUCACCACCACAUGAUCAAGCCAGAAGACCAAAGGAACUAUGAGAUGAACACUAUUCCCACCAUUAACUACACCUCCAAUCUCAGCAACCCAAUGGGGAACAACAACAACACAUUCUCACACUCCCAAUUUCAGAAGAACUUGUUGUUACCUGACUAUUAUGUGCACCAAAACAGGAUCAGUGGUUUUGGAAACAACAACAACAACCAUGACGAUCAAGCUUUCCUAAGAGCAUUUGCAUCCAACAAUCACAAUGAUUACAUUUCUGUAUUGGAAAAACAGUGCAAGGUGGAGCAAUUCUCUUCAAACCACUCUCAAGACACUGGCCUCAGCAACGACAGAAACACCACAGAAACAUCCUCAGUUGUUUCAGGGAGAAAUAGGGCAUCAUUGUAUGAGGAUCUUGAUCAAGGUCCCGCAUCAGUCGCGCGAGCUUUCUCAGAUUUGGAAUGCUUGUGGGACUACUAGUACUACUGAGGAAUUGAAUUGAAGUCUGAAGAAGAAGAAGCAAAUUUGCCAGAUCCAUGGUUUUUUAAUUUGGGAUCAUAAGCAGCAUCAUCAAACAUAUAGUAAUUCGUGUUUAAUUUUUUGCUGGUUUUAUUCAAACUGAACAGUCUUCUAUAUAUACUGAUUUAUAUUAUAAACAUAAUACAUUAUUAUAGGCAUCACACCGGGAAGUUCAUGGAUAAGAAUAUAUACUGUAUAGAUUUAUAAUAUCCAUGACUUUCUGGUGUUAGUUAUUUUUUAUUCAUAGGUUAUAUCGAAGAGGAGGACUUGAUGAAUCAUAUGUACAUCUAUAUUCUUUUGUUAUAUUAGUGGGUUUGUUUUUUA
Messenger RNA from Lotus japonicus, 1720 nucleotides. RefSeq names its product NAC domain-containing protein 87-like. Bases 164 to 1357 code for a protein of 397 amino acids. The transcript is spliced from 3 exons. The record is from RefSeq and is a predicted model, not a curated record. Lineage: Eukaryota; Viridiplantae; Streptophyta; Magnoliopsida; Fabales; Fabaceae. Gene Ontology annotation, molecular function: DNA binding. Gene Ontology annotation, biological process: regulation of DNA-templated transcription.